Messenger RNA from Cryptomeria japonica (Japanese cedar), 3224 nucleotides. RefSeq names its product disease resistance protein Roq1. NCBI's taxonomy places the organism in Eukaryota, Viridiplantae, Streptophyta, Pinopsida, Cupressales, Cupressaceae. Gene Ontology annotation, biological process: defense response; signal transduction. The record is from RefSeq and is a predicted model, not a curated record. Gene Ontology annotation, molecular function: protein binding; ADP binding.
GUUUCAGUUUUAACUGAAUUGAAAUGGCUUCCUCUUCCACAACCAGGCAAAAUCAAACUCAAUCAGAAAAUGCUUUUGAUCAGAUUGCACCUUGUUCUGCACCUAAAUCUUCAGAGCCGUGGGACAUAUUCAUUAACCAUCGUGGACCUGAUGUCAAACAAACAUUAGCCGCUGACAUCCAUCAUAAACUUCAUUCCAUGGGAUUACAUGUUUUUCUAGAUCUGGAAGCGCUUGAGGCUGGCGAUUCUAUUCCAGCAGAGAUACAACACGCCAUAACUAGUGCUUCCCUUCAUAUUGCCAUUUUUUCUCCCAACUACGCCCAAUCUCCAUUGUGUUUGGCCGAGCUAUCUUUCAUGCUCAAAACUGGUAAAAAAAUCAUUCCCAUUUUUUAUCAUAUUGAUCCCUCUGAUCUCAGAUAUAUUGAUCAAGGAAAAGGAAAAUAUGCGCAUGCAUUCUCAGAGCAUGAAAAGAAGGGCAGAUACAAAUCAGAAAAGCUUGAUGAGUGGAAAGGGGCACUCCACAACAGUUCAUUCCUCUCCGGCUACCUGGUCAGCAAUAACGAGGAUGAGGCCACAGUUUUGAAGAAUAUUGUGAAUUGUGCAUUAAAAAUCAUGAAAAAAGCUCCAUUAUGGGUAGCCGAGCAUCCACUUGGAUUGGAUGAGUUGGUACAAAAGUUCGAAUCAGUUGCAGGAAAAGGCACAGUAAACAUCAGAGGGAUCGUAGGCAUGGGAGGUAGUGGUAAAACCACUUUAGCCAAAGAGCUCUUCAACAGGAAGAUUUCCUCCUUUGAAAGAAGCAGCUUUGUUUUCGACGUGCGAGAUGCAGCAUCGAGAAACAAUCUGCCUGACAAGCAGAAAAAGCUUCUGUCUGACCUCGGUGUCCAUCAUGCUUCAUUCGACCAUGCAGAUGAAGGCAAAGUCAUUCUUGCAAAUCAUUUGAGCUCUCAUCGGGCACUCAUCGUUCUGGAUGACGUGGAUCACAUCGACCAGCUGAAUGCUUUCUUGCCAAACAAAGACAAGCUUGGAUCCCAUAGCUUGGUUAUUGUAACUACCCGCGAAUUGGGUGUCCUUAUUUCAUGGGGUCUCUCCCUGUCUUGUAUUUAUAGAAUACCAGGACUUAACAGGUUGCAUGCCGAGCAGCUAUUCUGCUGGCACGCUUUCUUGCAACCCUUUCCACCGGCUGAAUUUGGAACCCUGGUUAUAGAUUUCUUAAAGGCUUGUGAUGGUUUGCCUCUGUCACUGAAGGUAUUGGGUGCACAGUUAUAUGGCAGAAAGUCUGUAGAUUAUUGGAAGUCCCAAUUACAUAAAAUCUUAAGAAUAUUGCCUGGCGAAAUCCAACAAAGGCUAAAAGUUAGCUAUGAUGCACUUGAUGAAGAAGAGAAGGAGAUGUUCUUGGACGUAGCUUGUUUUUUCAUAGGAGAAAAUAAAAAAAGCAGGGCUAUAGCAGUGUGGGAUGGAUCAGGUUGGAGUGGUCUGCAUGGGUUUGAAACUCUUCUGAAUAAGUGUCUUGUGGAGCUGGUCGAGCAGCAAGUGUACAGGCAUCAUACAUGGGUUGUGGAAAAGAGAAUAAGGAUGCAUGAUCACCUGAGGGAUAUGGGAAGAGAGAUUGCAAGUAGACACUCACCAUACCGUCUCUGGUGUCCACAGCAUAUUGAUAACCUGAAACAUUCCACAGAAAGAGAGCCGAUCCGAGGGAUACAACCUGCAGAUUCUUUUUUGGCGUUCAAAAAGUACACGCAGCAGUUGAUGGGAAACUCAAUCAGACGAUCUAAGCGCCUUCGAUUCUCAAAUGGAUUACAAAUUCUUUCCGUGAGAGGAAGCGAGUUUACAGAAGAAUUUGCAACAUUAUCAGAAGACCUUGUGAUGCUUGUUUGGAAAGAUUUCCCCUUGAGCCAUGUUCCAUCAUGGCUUACAUUAAAAAAUCUAAGGGUUUUAGAGCUUGAUGGUGCUGAUAAGUUGGAAGAACUAUGGCAGAACAAUUCAGAUCCUCCUUUGCAAUUGAGUGAACUUAUUUUAAGGAAUUGUCGAAAAUUGCAAUGGCUUCCAAGCUCGAUAAGACGUCUUCACAAUCUGAAGAGGCGUGUCGCUGACUUUCCUGGUAGCAGUUUGACAGUGGAGUGCUGGGGCCUCCAAUCACUCGAGAAUUCGCGAUUAUACUCGCCAGUGCUAUCUUCACUACCUGAUGGUUUUGACGAUUUAACGAGCUUGAGGAGUAUAGAUCUGCGGUUUUGCGAGCGGUUGUUGCCCGCUUCUUUCAGUCAGCUCUUACACCUGACAGAUCUAAAUUUAUCAAACUGUGAAAUGCUGUCAUCACUACCUGAUGAUUUUGGCAAUUUAACGAACUUGAGGAGUAUAGAUCUGCGGUAUUGCAAGCGGUUGAACAUGUUGCCCGCUUCUUUCAGUCAGCUGUUACAUCUGACAGAUCUAAAUUUAUCAAACUGUGAAAUGCUGUCAUCACUACCUGAUGAUUUUGGCAAUUUAACGAGCUUGAUGAGUAUAGAUCUGUGGUAUUGCAAGCGGUUGAACAUGUUGCCCGCUUCUUUCAGUCAGCUGUUACACCUGACAGAUCUAAAUUUAUCACACUCUGAAAUGCUGUCAUCACUACCUGAUGAUUUUGGCAAUUUAACGAGCUUGAGGAGUAUAGAUCUGCGGUAUUGCAAGCGGUUGAACAUGUUGCCCGCUUCUUUCAGUCAGCUGUUACACCUGACAGAUCUAAAUUUAUCACACUGUGAAAUGCUGUCAUCACUACCUGAUGAUUUUGGCAAUUUAACGAGCUUGAGGAGUAUAGAUCUGCGGUAUUGCAAGCGGUUGAACAUGUUGCCCGCUUCUUUCAGUCAGCUGUUACACCUGACAGAUCUAGAUUUAUCAAACUGUGAAAUGCUGUCAUCACUACCUGAUGAUUUUGGCAAUUUAACGAGCUUGAGGAAUAUAGAUCUGCAGUAUUGCAAGCAGUUGAAGAUGUUGCCCGAUACUUUCUAUCAGCUGUUCGACCUGAUCAAACAAAACAAAAGUAGUGGCCGGCGAGAAACAAAGAGUUAGGGAGGCCUUUCACCAAUUACUGGAACUUAUGGAAUAAUUGGCAGGUGCACAAAUGUAUUGUGAGUUACAUAUCUUAAAGUUUGGUGGACAGUUAUCUAAGAAUUUUUUAAAACAACAGCUGCAGAUAUAAUAAUUGUUUUACAUUCAUAAAAUUAAAUUUUCUUUAUUCAAUAUAAUUAUUAAAUA